Plasmodium vinckei vinckei is the source of this 1950-nucleotide messenger RNA. RefSeq names its product conserved Plasmodium protein, unknown function. The transcript has a single exon. Lineage: Eukaryota; Apicomplexa; Aconoidasida; Haemosporida; Plasmodiidae. The record is from RefSeq and is a predicted model, not a curated record. The coding region runs from base 1 to 1950 and encodes 649 amino acids.
AUGGAGAGACAGGGGAAAAGGACGAGAGACCAGUUGGGAGUUUUGCUUGAUGAAAGAUAUAAGAAUAGAGAAAAAGAAAAUGAAAUAAAAUUAUUUGAAAAUAUUAAAACAGAUAUUAGUAUAAUAAUAAGUGAACAACUAAAAAAGAGAUCAAAAAGUGAGUUUGAAUUGACAACUAUUGAAAAGAAAUAUGUUUACUUAAAAUAUAUGACAGAAGAAUUAGAAAAAAUAAUUAAGUCUGAAGAUAAUGAAUUAAAAAAUGAAGAAGAAGUAAUAAAAAAUUAUUUUGAAUAUACAAGUACAAAUUUAAAUUAUAUAUUUAUAAAAUAUAAAAGUAUAGUUACUGAUUUGUCUGAACAAAAUAAUAACAUGAAAUUAAAAUUGAAAGAAGUGAAAGAAAAUGAAAUAAAUGAAUAUCGAAAAUGUUAUGAGCUUAUAAAAGAGAAGACUGAAAAAUUAAAAGAAGUUAAGAACAGUAUUAUUGACAUUAGAAAUAAAUUAUGUGAUUUAAAAAAGGAGUAUGAAUAUCUUAUAAAAAAUAUAAAAAUAAAAAGCGAAGAAAAAGAAAAUAUUGAAAAAAAUUAUAAAGAGCUACUAAAAAAUAUAGAAUAUUAUAAAAAAGAAUUUGAAAAUAUAAAAGAAUGUUGUAAUUUAAAAAUGAGUGAAAAAAAAGAAACAUCUAUAAAUUUAAAUAUAGUAGAAAAAGACAUACAAGAUAUAAAUAAUGAAAUUGAUAAAUUGAUAGUCGAUAAAAAAAAAGUUAGUAGUGAGCUAGCUAAUUUAGAAGAAGAUAAUAAUAAUAUUUUAAAAAAAUUAUUUGAUUUUAAUUCAAAUUUAAAUGAAAAAAAUAAUAAACUAUCUGAUGAAAUAUGUGAAAUAGGAAAUAAAAUAAAUGAAUUAAAAAAUAAAAAAGAAAUAAAUGAAAAUAAUUACACACAACUUGAAUUAAAAUUAAAAGAUCUUACAAAAAUAUGCGAAAAAAAAAAAAGAGAAGAUGAGGAAAUUUCACAAAUAGUGAAAGAGGUUAGUGAAACUUUAAUAAAUAAUAUAAAAAUUUUUAAAGAAAAAGACAUAGAAUCAGUUAAUUGUCAAAAUGAAUAUAAAAUAAUAAAAGAAAAUAAUUUAGACAAAAUAAAUAGAUCUAACUUACUAAAUAAAAAAAUAGAAGAAGGGAAUAUAUCUAUAAGUAGCUCUAAAUGUAAUAUUGAAAAAUUGAAAACAGAAUUAAUAAAUAUUGAUAAAAUUAAAGAAGAAAAUGAAAAAAAAAAAUCGGAACUUUUAAGCUUAAUAGAGAUAUCAGAAAAAUUAUUACAAGAAGAAAGAAAUAAUUUUUUUAAGAUUUCAAAAUUUUUUAAUUUAAUUUCUUUAUUAAAUGAAGAAUAUAUAAAACUCCAAAAUAAGCAAAACGAUAAAUGUUGUGAUAGCAAUAUCAUAAAAAAGUACAAAGAGUUGGAAGAAAAUUUAAGCACAUUAUGUAAAGAAAUAAAUGAAAAAAAAAAUUUAAUUGAUAAUGUUAUUCAAAAUGAUAUAAAUACUAUUAAAAAUUCAUUUGAAAAUUUUGAAAUAAAUUUAAUUUCCUCUAAAGAAGAGAAAAAAAAUGUUCAAGACAAACUUGAAGUAUUAUUGAGUGACUAUAAAGCAUAUGAAAAAGAAUUAGACACAAAUAAUAUGAAUUAUGAAAAUAAAAUAAAAGAAAUAUCUUCAGAUUUAGAUAUAAAAUAUGAACAGCUUACUGAAACAUUAGCUAGCCAUUUAAAAACCAAACAUAUAGAGCAUAAUAAAUUUUUAAAACAAGGAGAAAAGGAAAAACUCGAAUUUAAUUUUCAGUUAUAUAAAUCGGAAGUUAUUUUGCAAUUAGAAAAAGAAAAGGAAGAAAAAAAAAACAAAAUUGAAGAAAUACGUAAAGAGUUAAAAGGGUAUCAACAAAAAUAUGCUUCUCUGAAGGCGUGA